GAAGAGACAAAGCUGAACAAAGAGUCAAGUUAUGGCGCUAGAAUAAAAAGCGGCAACAGCGCUGUUUUAAUCCAUUGCAGACCACACGAUCUCUGGAGGGAGGUUGUUUGAAACGAAAAUGUUGGACGUGAAAAUUAAUCGGAAGCUCCUUCCAAUUAAAUCACAUUAUUUCCUUUUUAAUGCAGGCACUGCUCCCUUAAUGCCUUAUAUUCCCACAUAUGCUAAACAGUUAGGUAUCCCUUCUAGUGGUGUUGGAAUAAUGUACUCUAUAUUUCCGUUUGUCGGAUUGAUAGCUAAACCAUCCUUUGGUGCUUUAGCUGACAAAUUCAAGAAAGGGAAAUCCAUUUUUAUUUUAGCCAUAGUCUUUACAGCGCUAUUCUUUGGCUCUAUGGCUUUCAUACCUGCACAGUCUACGGAGGCUUUUAUGGAAUUAGAGUGCAGCAAUGGAACUUAUUUGAGAACCUGUAAUGUCAGUGAUGCCUGUGCUUUAGACAAAAUUGAAAUGGAAUUCCAAGACAAAGAGAUUAUGGAGUGUAAACUAGUAUGUACAGACCCCAACUAUUUAUUUCUAGAACAAAUCUGUAGUGAGUGGAAUGUUAGCGAAAUGUGCUACACAAAUCAGACUCAUAUAGAGAUGACUACCUAUACCAAUAUUACUCACAGUAGUCUCGAUCAAAAUUGUGUUUAUUUCCCUGUAGAAAAAAUAGUAUUAAACGAGACUGCCAUUGAAAACCCACAAUGUAGUGGAGCCCCAGCUAUCAAGUGUUCAGUUGUUUGCAACAGCUCUACAGUCAUGGACUACAUUCAAACUGCAAUCAUUGAGCAGAUAGCUGACCCUUAUUACACCACCAUCCAAUUUCAAAUGCUAUUUUUUUUAAUGGCCGGGGCGUGGGCAGCCCAAGCCGUGGUUGUCAGCCUUUCUGAUGCAAUUUGUUUCAAUCUUCUGGGAGACAAGCCCGAGAACUAUGGAGCUCAAAGGCUUUGGGGGGCAGUUGGAUGGGGCCUUAUGGCGAUUAUCGCUGGGUACUUGAUUGAUCUGGCGAGCGUUGGACAGCUUCAAAAAGAUUACACGCCAAGCUUUUACUUGGUCGUCAUCAUUCUAGCCAUCAAUGCAGUGUCCGUAAUAAAAAUCAAGGUUGACUACCACCAAGAGCCUUAUCAAACGGAAAAAAUUCUAGUUCUUUUCAGAAAUCUACGAGUUGUCUUGUUCCUGUUUAGUUGCAUCACCUUUGGCAUGUGUAUCGGAUUAGUAUGGCAGUUUCAGCUAUGGUUUUUAGAGGACUUGGCAUCUGCUCAAGGCUGCGAUUCAUUAGAGUGGAUCAAAUUACUGCAAGGGUUAGCCAUGGGUGUCCAGUGCUUUCUUGGGGAGGCUCCCUUUCUCUUUUUAUCAGGAAGAAUUUUAAACAAACUUGGACACGUUCAUACUAUGACAAUGAUUUUAUUGGUGAUGGGCAUUCGACUUGUAGCCUAUUCAUACCUGGUGAACCCGUGGUACACGUUGCCUAUCGAUUUGCUCAACGGAUUGACAUUGGGCGUUUAUUGGUCCACCAUGGCAUCAUAUGCGAAUUUGAUCGCACCACCUGAAGGCACAAGUACAUUGCAAGGAAUUUUUGGUGCCUUAUUUGAAGGAAUAGGUACGUCGAUUGGCAGCUUGCUUGGUGGUUUUAUCUAUGAAAGCUAUGGUGGUGCUAUCAUGUUCCGGUCCUUUGGAAUCUAUGCAUUAAUCUACGGAACCCUUUACUCUCUCUGCCAUUUUGCGAUGGACUACAAGAAACCAUCUUCGGAAACCAGAUACUCGUUGGAUGGUACAGAGCAUGAAAUUUCAGUGAAAGAUUUUCCCUCCGAUGGCAGAUUUUUAUCGAAUUACGGUUCGUUAAUAACUGACGAUACUCAUUCUAAUUGAUCUACUUUGUCCAGCUUUCGUACUCCAAAGCUAAAAGUUUUUCGUUUACUUAAAUGUGAUUUUUAAAAUUCCCUUUAUUUUGAUAGAAUCUCAUAGACGAGUCAGCAACCAAAGUUCGCCUUCCAUAGUUGAUUUCCAAAAAAAUAAGAAGUAUUAGCUUAGUAUUUGAAAAAAUAUUCUAUCGACCAUUCCAACAUAUUUUGACAAUCGAAUAAUUCAAUACAAAUUUAACCAAAGA
This is a messenger RNA of Daphnia carinata, 2141 nucleotides long. RefSeq names its product major facilitator superfamily domain-containing protein 6-like. Gene Ontology annotation, cellular component: membrane. The transcript has 11 exons. NCBI's taxonomy places the organism in Eukaryota, Metazoa, Arthropoda, Branchiopoda, Diplostraca, Daphniidae. The record is from RefSeq and is a predicted model, not a curated record. Bases 119 to 1903 code for a protein of 594 amino acids. Gene Ontology annotation, molecular function: transmembrane transporter activity.